UGGAACAGUCAUACGCGCAGACUAAAAACACAUUUAAGUAAUUUAUUAUGUUUAAGUAAACAGAGAAGAUACCAACAAGUUUUUGUAUCCAAAUUGUUCCACUGCCUAGAUAUCAGUAGGUGAUUAUAAAUGGGCUAUUAAGGUUAAACCAAAAAUGGAUACUCUACCUGAUUUCAACUAUGAGGACGCAUUUAAACUUGUGGAAAGACCAACAUUAGUGAAAGUUGACCUCGAUAGGGUGCUGCAGAAUGUGAACGUUGUUCGUGAACAUCUCUCUUCAGGGACAGAGAUUAUCGCGGUAGUGAAGUGCAACGCCUACGGGCAUGGUUUUCUCCACGUGGCCAGAUUCCUCGAGCAGUACGCCAAAGUCACGUGUUUUGCCGUCGCCACGGUAACUGAGGGGAAAGAGCUGCGUGAGGGCGGCAUCAGGAGUGACAUCAUCGUACUGGGUAAUAUAACGGGGUAUGAAAUUCCAACAUUGAUCCAACACAGGCUUAUAACGUGUAUCUCAGACAUAGUCACCCUGGAGAUAUGGAACCAGCAGCGUGAGAACAAUGUUGUUGCAAAUGGCGCAUUAGACUCCAAUGAUGUGUCCGCGAGGUUAGCAAAUCUACCAGCACCGAGCGAGUCACCACCUGUCAUCAUUCAAGUGGACACGGGGAUGGCCGUCAGUGGCUGUCACGUGGAUCAGCUGGCUGGUAUUAUGGAGUUUUGCAAAGGCAAUUGUAUACGGGUCCAUAGCCUGAUGACCCACUUUGUGGAUUCAUGGGAAGACCUGGACCUGACAAACCGCCAGCUACAAUCGUUUCUACGUGUCACAAAACCUUACAGGGACAUUGGUGUUCGCGUGCACGCAGCAAACACGUGCGCUGUUUUCCGCGGGGUGGGGACGGACCUGGACUACGUGCGUGUCGGCGUGGCCAUAUAUGGACUUCCGAUAGACUCAAGCAUUGCAAGUGUGGAUGAAAGCAAGACAGCGGGGCUACAACCGGCGCUCAGUUUGCACUGCCGGGCCGUCCGUGUUCUGCAACUAGACAGGGACCAGGCCGUUGGAUACAACCGCGGAUAUGUAUGUCAGGAGAACGGCGAACGUGUGGCAGUGCUACAGCUGGGCUACGGGGACGGGUUCUCCAGGUCCAUGACAGGCGGCAGCGUCUUCACAGUGGACAAGACCGAAUGCAAAAUAGUAGGACGUGUUUCUAUGGAUGCUGUUUUGGUGAAAGUGCCGGAAAGUGCAGAUGACGCGCGCCUUUUCUGCGUGCUGUCGGACGACUAUGAUCCACGGACGUCUGCCGCCGCCCUCGCUGCCCUAGUUGGUACGUCUACGAGUGAGGUGUGCGUCCGUUUGAACACUCGGCUGCCCAGAGUUUACAUCAGCCGGGGGAAAAUACAAGCAUUCGUCAAAUAGAAUUUACACAUACCACUUUAACAUAAAUAACUGUAUUUCAUAUUGAGAUAUUCAUUGUCACUGUUAUUAUUAUUAUUAUUAUUAUUAUUAUUAUUAUUAUUAUUAUUAUUUAAAUAUUGUUACAAUUAUUAUUAUUUUUAUUUUUUUCAUUAUAACUAUUAUUAUUAUUAUCAUCAUCAUCAUCAUCAUCAUCAUCAUCAUCAUCAUCAACAACAACAACAUCACCGCCAUCAUCAUCAGCAGCAGCAGCAGCAGCAGUAGCAUCAUCAUCAUCAUCAUCAUCAUCAUCAUCGUCGUCAUCAUCACCAUUAUUUUAUGCUCAUAUUUACUGGUAGAGAUACUUUCAAUCGUUAUGUAUCUAUCUAUAACCCCUGACGUAUCUUUACCUUUAAAUUGUUUGUUAUUUACAGAAAUAUAAAUUGGGUUGAUUUAAUGUAUAAUUUGUUUACAAUGGUAAAGCUUUUACCCAUUUAGCACAAUGUCUUGUGGCCGUGAAUGUAGAGCGCUGGAUUUUAAUCAUCGAUUAUAACGGUUGUGAGUGCCGAAAUUAAGUGUUUUUGUUUCCAUUUUUUUUAAAUUUCCUACUCUUAAUACAUAAAUGGAGACAUCGUAAAGUCUUGCAAGCUUAACAGUUAGAUUUCAUCAAACAUAUUAGAUCAAUUGUAGUAAAAGUCAUAAGUACUAAGAUGUCGCGACCGAAGAACGUGCGUUAUUUUAAAAAUAAUAUUAUUUAAUCAUUUAUUAGAAAAAACAAAGUGAAAUAUAUUGCUUUAUAAAUGGAUGACCAUGGACAAAUAAACAUAAAAAAUUAAAAUAGACAGAAACAAAUAUUUUGAAUCAAAUAAUUUGUUAAGAACUUAAUUGAACUUAUGAAAAGCAUAGAAAAGACCACAAACAUUAACAAUACAAAUGUUACCCUCAACGGAUGCGAACUCGCAACCGUACGAAUCACAGCCCUAAACAUCACCUACUGCACUAUAUACCCCACCAAUAACAAGAUAUAUGUUAUACGGUAACACCGAGAAGAUAGCUCUCAAAUGACGCACGUAAUAUAUUAAGGAAUCUAAACGUGGACUUGUCCAAAAGAACACAGCACACGGGUCAAAAUAGGACUAUCAUAACACAUAUUUCUGUCAAUCUGUUAAUUUCUGCUGUGGUUUUAUGAGUUUUUGUUUUAUUUGACGUACUGCAAACCAUCCAUUUACGCCGUUUAUCUUUUUAAAAGAUAUCUCACGCUACUUUGUAUGUUUGUAUAUAGUGAGCGGAGACCAUUUUUUAUAAAUGGUCACCAUAACCAUAAUAUAACCAUUAAUCACCAUCAAAAAUACUUCCAAGAAACUAAUAUUAUAUUUAAUAAACAAUCAGGGUUAAGGGAAAACCAUUCCGGUAUUACCGCACUGACUAGUUAAAUAGAUGCGUGGAUUAGAGAUGUAGACAGUGGCACACUCAUUGGAACUGUUUUUUUUUCUUGAUCGCAGUAAAGCAUUUUAUUUAGUGGACCAUGCAAUCCUUUUGGACAAAUUGAAACUGUACCAUUUUUCGAUUAACGCACUGGCGUUCUUUUCGUCAUACUUAAGUAACAGAAAACAGUUGGUAAAAGUCGGAGAUACACAAUCUGAAUUACUCACUGUUAUUUCUGGUGUACCUCAAGGGGCCAUAUUGGGUCCUUUAUUAUUUAAAUUAUAUAUCAAUGAUAUUGCUACAUGCAAUGAUAAGAUGAAUUUAGAUUUCUCUGCAGAUGAUUCUGCAUUGCAUGAGGCGGGUACUAGUCUCUUAGAAAUUGAACAUAACCUUCAAAUUAAUCUAAAUUGCAUAGGAAAAUGGUGCAAGGUAAAUAUAUAGUAUGUUAUUGCAUACAAUUAAAUCAAAAUGCAUGGUCGUUGGAACAUCAUUUAAAACGAAACGAGCAUCCGACUUGUUUCUGUUAAAAAACGGAACUUCAUUAGAAAAUGUAAAUGCCAAAAACCUACUUGGUAUUUAAAUUGAUAAUAAUCUCAAGUGACAUUCACAGACAGAAUUUGUCUGUUAAGUAAACUAAAAAAAAAACUAAUAAAAAAGUUAUCUAUUUUCUGACUGAUUAGAUGAAAUAUAUGUUCUAUAACUCAUAUAUACCUGUUAUUCGAAAACUGUUGUCAUAUGUGGGGCAAAGGCAAUGGUUCAAAUGUAAAUAAAAUAAACAUUCUACAAAGAAGUUUGGCAAAAAUAAUAUAACAGAUAGAUGUAACUAUCAUACUGCCGUACUUGUAUAUAAACCCAUACAUGAUAUGGUACCAACAUACAUGUCAGAUCUUUUAACAUUUUCAAAUGAUGAAUACUAUACUCUUAGAUCAGUUUCAAAAAAGGACCUCAUUUGCAAUAUGUUGCCUAGAACAAUUCUCAAGGACUCUUUUUCGUAUAACAGUUUACACGUAUGGAAUGAAAUACCUAUAGGAGUAAGAAAUGUACAUAAAUUGGUAACGCUCAAUUUUUAAGUAUAAAGCUUUCUUUUUGAAUAAACAUUUAAACAUUCAAGUAAAGACUUGAAUUCCGACUGAAUCUAUUUAAGCAAUUUGUAUAAACGUUAUAUUCAUUAUUAUCUUUCUCACUUAUUGUAUAUUACAUUGGGUGUUUGUCGGUAAGGGCUUGAAAUUUGGUUGAAAUGAUACAUGUGUUUACCACGGUGUAUUAUUCAUUACUGAUUCAUAUGAUGAUUUAAGUAUAUCCUUUUUUGCUAUUUAAAUGAUAGUAUGCAUGUGCGAAUUCUAUACAUGUGUUUAAAAUAAUUAACAUGUCUAAUUAUGCAUUAAUGCUUUAUAUGACUAUAUGUUUUUCGUAUUAGAUGAUAUUUGAAUAAUAGUAUGUAUACAUGUGUGAAUUGUGUAAAGAUGUCAUUAUGUUUUGUUUAAGAAGGCCAUAUUAGAAUAUGA
This is a messenger RNA of Mya arenaria, 4314 nucleotides long. Its product is annotated as alanine racemase-like. Gene Ontology annotation, cellular component: cytosol. Gene Ontology annotation, molecular function: alanine racemase activity; pyridoxal phosphate binding. The transcript has 9 exons. The record is from RefSeq and is a predicted model, not a curated record. Lineage: Eukaryota; Metazoa; Mollusca; Bivalvia; Myida; Myidae. Bases 155 to 1408 code for a protein of 417 amino acids.